This is a messenger RNA of Drosophila novamexicana, 831 nucleotides long. RefSeq lists its product as uncharacterized. The record is from RefSeq and is a predicted model, not a curated record. NCBI's taxonomy places the organism in Eukaryota, Metazoa, Arthropoda, Insecta, Diptera, Drosophilidae. Bases 41 to 679 code for a protein of 212 amino acids. The transcript is spliced from 2 exons.
UUUUUUUUUUUUGUGUGUGAGUUUUUCUUUUUUACUUGCGAUGGAUAAGAAGCAUGCCUCAUGCAUGAACAUGCAUACUAAUCGGAACGUGAAGCUGCUCAUCGAGAAAUUCGAAGGUAUGGGCGAGCGCAAGGUGGAGCUGGUAACGGGCAAGAAAUCGGACUUGAAUAUACAAUCGCUGACUGGACGUGUGGCCGAGACGGUGGCCAAAUUUGAGCAUUGCAGUUUCUUGGGGCAUUCGCGGAUCCAGCUAACAUGUGGAGAUCAAGCCACCGAGCGCUGGCUGGCCGAACUGAAACAAAAGAUGCUCGGCACAGUAGCUCAGUCGUCUCAGAUUGCGGUGGUGAUUGAGGAGCAGCAACAGGAAACUGGGCAAAAGAUCCACAAUGAAUGCCUAGACUUGGAUGUGGAUAGAUCCAAGCACAAGCUAUCGUUGGAUUGCUCAAGCACAAGCAUUUUCAAUCCCAACUUUGACCUAACGGCAAUACCCAGCUUCAAUGGCUUUGAGUUCUCUAGCCCAUUGAUGCUCUGUUCCCUAUCUCGUCAGGUGAUGCGGAGUGUCUAUUCGUGCGGCCGAGCCUUAGUUGCACUUGGUAAAUGGCUCGCACACGUCUGGUGCCGCUUUCUACCAUCGAUUGGACGCAGCGACAGUUCCAUAAAAAUGCUCUAUCAAAAUUAGACCCUUACCACCAGUAGUUCGCAAUUUAGUUAGUUUUUACGAUUGGAUCCCAAACCAAGGUCACGGCUGGGACGAUAACCCAAUUUUCAUGUACGUCUCGUGAGACCAUUACAAAUUAUAGUGUAUGUUGAAAAAUUUUCGAUUACGUUAAA